AGGCAAGCAGCAACGUGAAGGUUGGGUGGUGGAGUCUGAUUGAAGCUGCUCAGAGGAGAAACUACAGCAGAAAGAAGUCGGUCUGUCGGGCUUACGAGCACAAUUUUGACAGCACAUUCCCUUUAAAAUGGCGUAUCACAGUCCGUACAAAGCUCCGCCGCACAUCAACGCCCCCCCGGACCAGAGCUUUCUGUGGAAUAUCUUUCAGAGGGUCGACAAGGACCGGAGUGGAGUGAUAUCAGACUCAGAGCUUCAGCAGGCCUUAUCGAACGGCACAUGGACUCCUUUCAACCCAGUGACCGUACGCUCUAUCAUAUCCAUGUUUGACAGGGAAAACAAAGGCGGGGUUAACUUCAACGAGUUCGCUGGAGUGUGGAAGUACAUCACAGACUGGCAGAACAUCUUCAGAACCUACGACAGGGACAACUCCGGCUUCAUCGACAAGAACGAGCUCAGACAGGCGCUGACUGGUUUCGGUGAGCAGCAAAGCUACCGUCUAUCCGAUCAGUUCUACGGCACACUGAUAGAGAAGUUUGAUCGUCAGAGGAAGGGACAGGUUGCCUUUGAUGACUUCAUCCAGUGCUGUAUUGUACUACAGAGGUUGACUGAUGUGUUUAGGCGGUACGACACGGACCAAGAUGGUUGGAUCCAGGUUUCAUAUGAACAAUAUCUAUCCAUGGUCUUCAAUAUAGUAUAACGCACACAAAUCACAACAGAAGAGCACAACUGGACACAACUGUGCCAAAGCUACAGGCACCUCCUGGAUGUCUGCCAUUGGUGGACACUACAAGAUUUUUUUUAACUGCAAUGUGUAGCCCCAGUUUGUCACAAAUUUAUAAAAAUAACAAGAAAACUUCAAAGAAGAGUUUAUGAGGUUGAAUACUGUCCAGAUGAUUUGUCAGAGGUACAACAACAGUGCUUGCUGUAAUGAAAAGAAAAAAAAGAAAAGAAAAUCUUGUAGUGUUUUUUUUUUUUUUCUUGAAUGACCAAACUGAGCUACGUCUGUGUGUGGGGUUGGGGGAUUUUAUGGACACAUCAUGUCUUCUUGUCUGUCAGUCAGUCUGUCUAUUAUUGUCAGCAAACUUUUUAAUGUCUUAAAUUUAACUGAUACAAUUAAAAAAGAAGAUCUCUAUUGAGAGUAAAAAUGAUGCAUUAAAGUUAUUAUUUAAGAUGCAAUGCAUGCUUUUCAGGGAAACUUAGUCCCACGUUGAAGCAUGCUUUCCCUUUCUCUUGUCUUUUCCUCAGCCCUAUUUUGCUCAAAGCCAUGUUUACAAAACAGUGAAAGCAGUUCUGCUCUGAGAUUCACUGACAUGCCAGCUUACAUGCCAUAUUUGUACAAACUUAUUUUUAAAAACAAAAUCUUCAAAUGUUAGAACAUAUCAUUUUUGGUAGACAUUAAGCAUAACGCCUUUAGUAUGGCUUAUUUUUGUGCAUGAUGCCUUAAAAUGUGUAAAAACAACACAAACAAAGAAAAAUCUUUUAUUAAAAAAACUGUAAAUCUGA
This is a messenger RNA of Labrus bergylta (ballan wrasse), 1503 nucleotides long. It is a transcript of the gene pdcd6, whose product is annotated as programmed cell death 6. The record is from RefSeq and is a predicted model, not a curated record. NCBI's taxonomy places the organism in Eukaryota, Metazoa, Chordata, Actinopteri, Labriformes, Labridae. Gene Ontology annotation, molecular function: calcium ion binding.